CAAAAGGUGGGAAGCGAGUGGUUGGCUGCACUCUGGCUGGCGCGCACGCCGCGGUGACCUGUGGGAGGCGCACAGGUAGACAGGUAGACAGGUAGCGAUCGCUGUGUAGUUACAGGUGAGCGGUCCUCCCGACAAGCGGGGGGAUACCACAGGGGAGACUAGCUGGCUGAGCGCUCACACAAUCAUGAGCAUCACCUGGACAGUUGUUCUUCACGCAUCGCGGUGCAGGUGGCGCGAGGAGGAGGAGAGUAAGUCAAGCAGACGGCGCCCUCGACAACGCACUUUCCACCCUGCUUACACCCGGGUUUUACAAGUUCGUGUGCACCUUUGAUCGGUUAGGAAAGCAGCGAUGGAAGUUGAAAAGGUAUCUUUGGUUGUCAACAACAAACAACAAACAACAAACGACAGCCCCACCGCCGGAAGUCAUCCUGAGGCGAGCUAGCGAUACAGAAGCCUCUUCCAGCUGGGAGCCAUCCUGAGCAUCUUCGUGGCCAGAAAUUAUGAGCACAGAAGGAUUUUCCAGGAUAACGACUGCGCCAACAACAACAGUUUUUGUGUUGGCUGUUUGUGGUUGUGGUGGCGGUUGGUGGUUGUUUCAGGUGUAGGAAUACUGCGGCCGUGAAGACAAUCUGAUGAUUAGCUGAUGCCGCUCAGCUCUUGCCAGAGCUUCUAACGAUGUUACAAACAUUCCGAACAAAGUUCAGUGACUGCAGACUUUGGCAAGAACGACAGAGCAGAGAGAAGAAAGUAGUGAUUGUCGAGAGAAGAUAGAGUCCUGUGACGUGUCACCACGUGCAGAGUUCACUGAUCUGCAUGGCCGCUCACAGACCUACCCCGGGUACUCAGCAUCACGAACAUCCCGCUGUGCAAACAACUUGACAACAGUCGACAGACUUUCUCGUCCUUCACCUUCUCCUUCCACCAGUCGUGACCGGAAGUAGUUCUUCUUGGUGUAAACCGACUCAUCCGCAACCAUGACGUCAGAGAUCGAAGCCCCGCCCCUGUCGCGCGCGCAGCGUGUGAAGCGGACCGUGAAGUACGCCGUCAAACGAACCCUGACGUUCCUGCUGUCGCACGUGGGGCUGACGUCACUGGUGGUGGGCUACGUCAUCCUGGGAGGUUUGAUCUUCAUGUCGCUGGAGGCGCAGGAGGAGAUCAAGCAGCGCGUGAAGGCCGAGAACAUUCGCGACAAGAGCGUCGACGCCAUCCGCGACCUCAUCGUGCAGCUCGCCACGCCUGAAUCCAACAACAACAACAACAGCACCACCACCACCAACACUACCGUCGACACGACUGGAGGUGAUGUGACCUCGAGCGACACGAACCUCUGGACAGAGUUCACAGAGGUCAGGUCCAACUUGUCCUCGGUCGACGUCCAGGUGUCGUCAUCAGAAGCUCUGGAGUCGAACAUAACCGUCGUUCCGUUUCCUGCAGGUGAGUCACGAGACUCCAGUCAGGAGGUGAACGAAAAGUUAGUUAGAAAGACAGACAGUGGAAAUGAAGGCGAGGCAGCGUCUGUCUUGGACAAGGACAAGGCUUGGGUGCCUGGACGUGGAAACGAGGAACUUUGGAUGAGAAGAAAACCUUUUGACCCCCAGGAAAGCACGCGAGAACUGACGAGAAGGCAGCAAAGCAUGCAGGCUAUACAGACACGUCCUCACCGUCCUCACCGUCACCAUCCUCACCAGACGAACGGCACCAACCAGCCGGUGAGGUCCCUUCAGACUUUCGCGGACAACUACAACCAACAGCUGCAGCACCGCCAUGCGUUACCAGGCAACCAGGUAGCCGCCAUGACAGGUAGUAAGCAUCGUGUUGCCAGGACGAGGCGGGAGGACAAGGGUCAGCAACACACGCAGCUGCAGCACGCGGCGACGGCAGCGGAAACGAAGCGGCAGGCGGAGGCGGAGGCGGAGCGGAGGGAGCAGAUGAUGAGUGAAGUGAGGAGGCUGGUGAAGGAGUUCGAGCUCGAGACGCACGAGCUGACCGUGACCUACAACUGGGACGGCGCCUACACGGACACCGAGGACCUGCAGUGGUCAUUUCCGGGCGCCAUGUUGUACUCCGUGACAGUCAUCACCACAAUAGGCUACGGACACCUGGCGCCCAAGACGAACCUCGGUCGUGUGGUUACCAUGGGUUACGCCAUUGUGGGGAUACCACUCACCGUGCUGUGCGUGCGCAACAUCGGAAGUCUCCUGAGUGUCAUCGUCACUGGCAUCUAUCGACACGUGUUCGUCGGCCUCGUUAUGAGAUGGAGACUAGCCAAGGCACGCAUGCGCAGAUCGCGACGAAUCAACCUAAUUAAGGAAGUGAUGAACGACGGCGCGCGCAGGCUGAGCACGCAGCUGUCCCGCCAUUGGCUGACCAUCGACCGCCACCUGGUGAGGGACCAGGAGCUGCGCAAGUCCCUGCGGCGACUGAGAAAAGAACGGAAACGAUGGCGUCUGGGGCGAAUGGGGACCAGGACACACAGUUCAGAGGACACCGAACCAUUUGAGGAAGAGGACGACAAAGAGGAGGAGGAGGAAAGACAGGAAGACGAAGACGUGGAGGAGAAAGAUGAAGUUGAAGAAGACAAGAGUCUGGGUGACAUUCAAUCGAAAAUUACAGUUUCAGGAACCAGAACUGCGAGAGUACACUGGAAGGAAGCCACGAAAAUAAGUGGCGAAGGAGACAUACAUAAAGAAAAUAAAGAAAGAAUAGAACAAAUAAAGUCUGACUCGAAAGAAGAAGAAAGAAAGAAACGAGUGAAAGUGUCCAGUGAUCCAACAUUUACAGGUAACAAGUCUGACAGUCAUAGGAAGGACAAAUCCAGGUGUGAAUUUGAUCCCGUGGCAGGAGAGAUUCAAACGGUUAUGACAGUGCAAAGGUCAGGAUGCAGUGACAUUGGUGUAUGCCAGGAGACAGAGAUGAAGGAAGGAGGUGACAAAGAUGUCAGCUGUCAACAAGAGGAGACAACUUUGAAAAGAAGGUCGGUAAGAAAGGGACGGGUAGAGAGAACGGCUUCCAACAGGAGCUGCGACAGUACCCAGAGUACCCGAGAAACAGAAGACAAUCGCAAGGUGAAGAUGAGGAACUCGCCCACCAAACGGUCUGUGCAAAGAAGGAAGGACAAGCGACUGGAACGUGCGAGGAGCGUGUUCCUGGAGGAACAGGAGAAACUCAGGCGUCUGCUGCUGGAAGCGACUCGCUCCUCCACCCACAAGCCCCCCGCGCCGCGCGGCAGGAGCCAUUCCUUCGACGCAACGGGCUCCACCAACGACAACAACGACAUCGACGCUGUCAAGGAUGAAGCAGGAGGAGCAACAAGACACCGACAGGAGGGGUCGAAGGUCGAAGGAAGGAGAUUGAAGGCAGGGAGGCCAUCUUCGCUUCACAUCCGAUCCCAGCCAACCACACCUGCCGCCAGACGACAAGCGCGCGACGACACUCGAGGUAAACAAACAUCUUCUUCUUCAUUGGCGAGAAGCUCCAGCCACCGUGGUGGUCGUCCCUUGUCCUCCACCCUGGACUCCGACAACCUGACCUCCCCACGCAGGUCGCAAAUGCAGGGAGCAGGUGAGGUGGGAGCGUUCAGAGGAAGCCCAGCACGUGCAGCAGGUGACUUGGGAGGAGCGCGCGACGAGGAGGACGAGGUGGUGGUGGAGGAAGACGACGAGGAGGACGAGGACCCUCUCAGCAAGCCGCCAGACACGUCCAGUGUCCGGGUACCCGCGUGGGUGACGCUGCUGAUCAUGACCGCCUACAUCCUGGGUGGCGCAGUCAUGUUCACCAUGUGGGAGGACGACUGGGACUUCCUGGAGGGCUGCUACUUCUGCUUCAUCACCCUCUCCACCAUCGGCUUCGGCGACUGUCCCGGCACCAGCCUGGACUCGUGGGCGGCGCAGGAGAAGUGGACCAUGUGCUGCGUGUACCUGCUCUUCGGGAUGGCCAUGCAGUCCAUGUGCUUCCACCUCAUGCAGGAAGAGGUUCGAGCCUCUGUCCGGAGCCUGGCCGCCCGCUGCGGUCUCGCCACCAAAAACGAUGCAAUGGUAGAGGACGUGGUCGAUGAUUUUCAAAACACGGAGACAAACACUAAGACAAAGGAAGUUGUAACAUAGAGUGUGACUGCGGCUUGUAGACUGUCAGGACUGUACCCAGGGUAGAUGGGCAUGAGCUGUACACUGUCAGCCUGCACCAGCGGGUCGAUGAGUUGUCGGACAAUGAAGACGAUGAAAUGUGGAACUGGCCUGAGAUGAUUUGUUGCUACGCCUCAGCUCUCAGAACUAAUGAUCAGCACGGAGCCAAGAGGACAGAAAUGGACUCUGGGGGAAAUCAAUCGGGUAGACAGGGAAAACAUUUCUCGGGCACCCAAGACUGAAGAGGCUGGAUGUUUAUUCUCUGAAGCAAAGUGCUGUGAUCUGAGUGUUUUCUUUAUUCCUAAUGUGAUGAUUGAGGAUUGUAGAGAAGGAGGGAAAUGAGGAGGGGGAACCGUAUUGCCCAGCACGUGUCACAUUCACAGUGAAAUAUUCGUCAAGUCCGGAGACGGAAUGUGAACCGGACACCUUACGAUGAAUAAUAAAAAUAUUUCCUUGUAUAAAUCUGUUUAUUUGUAUACAUCUGUUUACUU
Molecule: messenger RNA, 4612 nt
Organism: Pomacea canaliculata
Lineage: Eukaryota; Metazoa; Mollusca; Gastropoda; Architaenioglossa; Ampullariidae
Biological process (GO): potassium ion transmembrane transport; stabilization of membrane potential
Cellular component (GO): membrane
Molecular function (GO): potassium ion leak channel activity
Source: RefSeq, a predicted model, not a curated record